AAGUGUAUAUGUACAUAUAUAUAAUGCAUAUUUAUUAAUCAGAAAAUAAUUAAAAUCAAUAAUAAAUAUGAGUGAGUGAAAUCAAAGAUAAACAUAAUUAGUGAGUGAGUGAAACCAAAGAAAAGUUUAUUAAAAACAAAAUCCUUUUUCUCUAUACAAUUCUUUGUAUAAUUCUAAUGAAUCGAAAUAUGAUCAUAAUUGCUAUUAUUCACAAAAAUAAUAACAAUUACAUGUAUUACAAUAGUACAAUUUUUAUAAUGAUAUAUUUAAAUAUCUUUAUAUUUACAUGAUAUUAAAAUUUCAAUAUAUUAUCGCAUAUAUUGAAAUAAUGAAAUAUUUUUUUACUUUUUUAAAAAUUUGAUUAAUUAAUUGAGAUAUAUUGUUAAUUGUUUUUUAUCAUUAGGUGAAAUGAAUAAUUACAUGUCACAGAUGUCAAUAUAAAAUUAAAUUAUUUAUAAUUUGAAAAAAAAACUUCAUCUGUAUAACAACUUUUUCUAUUUUCCUGAUAUUUAAAAUUAACUAUCUAAAGUUUUAUAAUGUCUUAUAGAAUAAACUUCGGUAUGCUUUAUAUUAUUUUUAUAAAUUUUAUAAAUUUAUUUAAUUUUUAUUGAUGUUAUAUGAAUCUAUUAUUAUUUUUAAAUUUGAUAAAUAUUAUUUUAAUAUUAAUUUCAAAAAAUAAAAAAUUUAUAGAAUUAUAAUAAUUAAAUAAAAAAAUUAUGAGAUUUUAAAUGAUCUAUGUUUGUAUAAGUAUGUGUGAUUGGAUAUUAGAGACCAGAGAUAAAAGGGCGAGUCAGUUGCUUACGAGAUCUCUUGAGAGUGUAAUAAAAAUAGUUUCGUUAAUUUAGAAAAUAAUAAUUUAGUGGUUCACUAAAGAAUUUUUGUGUACUGGAAAGAUGAAAUACGUGAGUUUCGGAAUAUGUGGAUUAUUCGUUAUAAUACUUAUAGUUGGUCUAAGUUUAGCAUUGAUCAUUGAUGACUAUAAUGGAAGCGAUGCUCUUAAUAAUGUACCACUUAUUGAUGGUCACAACGAUUUACCUUACAAUUUAUAUAGAUUGUUAGGCAACAACUUAGAUCAAUUCGAUUUUACCAAGAAUUUAUCCGACGACAAAUUAUGGGGUAAACAUGUAUGUGUUUCGUGCACCACAGAUUUGCCCCGGCUAAAAAAAGGAAAAGUGGGUGCACAAUUCUGGGCCGCAUAUGUUGAUUGCUCCUCGCAAUAUAAAGAUGCAGUUUCAUUAACUUUGAGACAAAUCGAUGUUAUUAAAAGAUUAAUUCGUAAAUAUCCGAAUGAUUUGCAAUUCGUAACGAAAGCUGAAGAUAUCACAGAUGCGUGGAAUAACAAAAAAAUUGCCUCUAUGAUCGGCGUUGAAGGUGGCCAUUCCAUUGAUUCCAGUUUAGCAGUGCUCCGACUCUAUUACGAUCUUGGUGUGCGAUAUAUGACACUAACGCAUAUGUGUAACACUCCGUGGGCCGACGCAUCAACAGUGACAACUGGUGGUAUCAACAAUCUUACAGAUUUCGGAAGAGCUGUGGUCUAUGAAAUGAACCGAUUAGGAAUGUUAGUCGAUUUAUCACAUGUAUCUCACAAUGUUAUGAGAGAAGUGCUUGCAAUAUCGAAAGCACCUAUUAUUUUUUCUCAUUCAUCCGUCUUUACCCUUUGUCGCAAUAAUCGUAAUGUUCCUGAUGAUGUUCUGCACACAGUUAAAAGAAAUAAUGGUAUCGUAAUGGUAAACUUUUACUCGGAAUUUGUAAAUUGUAAUACCUCGAGAAAGGCAACUAUGCGAGAUGUUAUAGACCAUAUCAAUUAUAUUCGCAAUCUUAUCGGACCGAAUCAUAUUGGUAUUGGUGCAGACUACGAUGGAGUAAAUACAAUGCCAGAAGGUUUGGAAGACGUUUCUAAAUAUUCAGAAUUAUUUGAUCGCAUCUACGAUAGUGGUCCAAAUUGGACCAAAGAUGAAAUGGAGAAAUUAGCUGGAAAGAAUUUAAUCCGUGUAUUAAAAGCAGCGGAAAAAGUAAGAGACAAAAUGGCAGAAUCAGGACAUGUACGACAAGAUAUUUUAGCGCCAAAAGAAAUUUAUCAAGCUCAAAUAGUGGAUCAUCUUCAAUCAAAUAUAUGUUACACCUCAAAAGAAUGGAGUGAUUUUAAACCGAAUAAUUUAAAUCAAACAGUUUGAAUUAAAUUGCAACAAUAAGAAAAAUCUAUUUAAAACAAAAAACAUAGCAUCUUGCGAGUAAAUAUACAAUUAAAUUAUAAGCAAUAAAAUACCAAAAA
Messenger RNA from Apis cerana (Asiatic honeybee), 2272 nucleotides. RefSeq names its product dipeptidase 1. NCBI's taxonomy places the organism in Eukaryota, Metazoa, Arthropoda, Insecta, Hymenoptera, Apidae. Gene Ontology annotation, molecular function: metallodipeptidase activity. The record is from RefSeq and is a predicted model, not a curated record. Gene Ontology annotation, biological process: proteolysis.